Molecule: messenger RNA, 706 nt
Organism: Eupeodes corollae
Lineage: Eukaryota; Metazoa; Arthropoda; Insecta; Diptera; Syrphidae
Gene: Cpr30B
Product: cuticle protein 7
Exons: 2
Coding region: 123-629 (168 amino acids)
Cellular component (GO): extracellular matrix
Source: RefSeq, a predicted model, not a curated record
UUCUGUAUAAAAACUCUCAGCAUGAUCAAAACAUUAAUUAGUCUAUUCUCGAGUUUUGUACCGCAUUGUGUCAAUUGCAUCUUCUCAAGUGAAAAAUCAGAAAUCGUUCAAAAAAAGAAAAAAUGUCCCUUAAGUUUGUUCUAUUGAUCUCAGUUGUUGCUGCUGUUGCCGCCAUUGAAAUUCAACAACCCUAUUACUUGAAAAACCAUGAAAUCGAAGAGGGUCCAGCGGAAUACGAAUUCGCCUAUUCGGUCAGUGAUAAGCAUACCGGGGACAUCAAAGCUCAAAAGGAAGUUCGUAAGGGCGACAGAGUCGAGGGCGUGUACGAAUUGAUCGAACCCGAUGGUCAUCGUCGUAUUGUUCAAUACCGAUCUGACAAACACACUGGAUUCGAGGCAGUCGUGCAUCGUGAACCAACUGGCAUAAAGAUUCCCAUUCCCGAGCAGAGACACAAGUUAAUUGCCACUAAAAUUUAUCAACCAUUGGUACAUCACCAAGCAAUUGCUCCUCUGCAUGGCUUGAAUUUGAUUCGCUCAGAUGACCAUAGGUCAAUUGAGUUGGGUAGGUCAGAAGGUAUAGAGGGCAACCAUGUUUCGUAUUCGGGACCCGGAAUAUCAUAUAGCUAUUAGGAAAUGGGAUGGAUCGAAAACGACCGAUUUGUAAUUAUUUUAAUCAUCAUCUUAGCUUUAAGUAAGAAUUCAUAAUG